GCUCUUUAAUUAGGCUGCUUGGCAGUGCCAAAGAAACCUCAUUGAAAAGAAAGUGGUCAACAUGCAAAAUUGAUGACUGACCAUCUUUUGUGGUCACUAUAUUGUGUGUCGCUUGCUUAUGAAGUCUAAUGCAAUCAUAAAUUGGGUCCCCCGGCCAAUCAGCGGCCCGGUGGAUGGUGCAUGAAAGCGUCUCAUGUGGAGAACUUUGUUGAGCCCCAUUGUGAAGCUGUCAGUCCGGAGAGGAGGUGGGGGGACCGGCGGCUAUAAAACUCCUCUCCCCAGAGUGAGGGAGUCAGAGGAGUAAGCAGCCAUUCACACGAGUGAUUCUCUCUCAUCUGAAACCAGGAGUAUUUCAACUUUCACACACUAUUUUCAAAGCGGGACCAUGAUGAUCCCAAGCGCCAUUGCGCCCCCUGCCCUCUACCCUGGGCUCUACCGACCCGCUGCGGCUCUGCCGCUCCACCAGACUCUGCCGUCAGCCUUCCCGACCCACUCCAGCUUCCUAGUGGAGGACCUGCUGCGCAUGGGUCGCCCCGCCGCCUUCAUUAACCGUACGAUCCCUCCAGCCAGUGUCUCGCUGCCCACUGUCACCACUUCCGUGUCAUUCAGCUGCGCGCCCGCGGAACGCACGGUGGUCACGGCCGCCGUGACACGCGAUUCGUGCUCACCUAAAACGUCGCUGUCGAGCAACAAGGAUCCAACCUUUCUCAAGUUUGGAGUGAGUGCCAUCCUCGCACCUUCACCAAAGACCGCAUCUUCUCCACCUACGCUCCAAAACCUGCACUCCAACAAGACCUUCCCCUUCCCCUGCUUUGACGGAACCUUUCACCCCAUAUUCAGGACGCCCUAUUUACCAGCGUCUUCUUCAGUGGUUCCAAUCCCUGGGACGUUUUCGUGGCCCUUAGCGACCAGAGGGAAACCCCGCAGAGGGAUGCUGAGGAGGGCGGUGUUCUCUGACGUCCAGCGCAAGGCUUUGGAGAAAAUGUUCCAAAAACAGAAAUAUAUCAGCAAACCCGACAGAAAGAAAUUGGCAUCCAAACUCGGCCUCAAAGACUCUCAGGUGAAAAUCUGGUUCCAGAACCGACGGAUGAAGUGGAGGAACUCCAAGGAGCGAGAGUUGCUUUCGUCAGGCGGCUGCCGUGAACAGACGCUGCCCACCAAAGCCAACCCGCACCCGGACCUGAGCGACGUAGGCAAGAAGUCCUCCGCCGAGGAUGAAGAGGACGAGGAGGAAGAUGAGUUCGCUAGAGAGAGAGUAAGGUCGGCGCGGACCAGCACCUCCUCUCCUUCUCUGUCCAGCAAACACUCGGAUUUCUCAGAGUCGGAUGAAGAAGAAAUAACAGUGUCCUAAUUUAUUUUUAAGAGACAAAACAUAUACAAACAACACUCACGUUUCCUCUCUAAUACUGCGACCAGACUUGUAAAAAAAACAAACAAACAAAAAAAAAAAACGCAAACCCAAACUUCGUUGUUCAAAAAGCUUUCACUCCAGCGUCAGGAUUCUGUCUGAGACACAUUUUGCUGUUUUGCACAGCUUCGCCCUAUUGUACAGUAUUUUGUACAAUUUUGUAUGGAAAUUUUAUGCCAAGAAUAUUGAGUUCCUUGAAUAGAGUUCUUUAUUGAAAAAUGUAGCUAUUUCGUUAAUAAUUUAUAUCUGUUAAAUAAGUAUGUUGUAUUAUCUGAUGUAUAUAUGUUUAUUUUACAUGUUUUGUACAAACACCAAUAAAAUUGUAAACAG
This is a messenger RNA of Cynoglossus semilaevis (tongue sole), 1738 nucleotides long. It is a transcript of the gene dbx1a, whose product is annotated as developing brain homeobox 1a. The transcript is spliced from 4 exons. Bases 386 to 1351 code for a protein of 321 amino acids. Gene Ontology annotation, molecular function: DNA binding; DNA-binding transcription factor activity, RNA polymerase II-specific. The record is from RefSeq and is a predicted model, not a curated record. Gene Ontology annotation, biological process: regulation of transcription by RNA polymerase II; cell differentiation in spinal cord. NCBI's taxonomy places the organism in Eukaryota, Metazoa, Chordata, Actinopteri, Pleuronectiformes, Cynoglossidae.